GUUACUCCGUAUCUUCCAUGACGAGCAGUGUCAUAUCGGCGAUGAUAAAACGUACCAGUCGAUAGCUGCAAAUUUUUGGUUUCCACGAAUGAGACACUUCAUCAAAUGUUAUGUUAGGCAUUGUGUAAUAUGUGCAGUAAAAAAGACAAGAACAGGACCACUACAAGGUUUUGUACAUCCAGUAGAGAUUCCCAAAGAACCAUUUCACACCUUACAUUUGGAUUGUUUAGGACCAUUACCUGUGUCUACUGACGGUUACAAGCACAUUUUGGUUAUCGUUGAUAGUUUUACGAAAUAUUGCAUUUUGAUGCCAAUGAAAAGUGUGACCACCGCAGAAACUCGUGAAAAAUUAGAAACUGUGUUAUCAUUAUUUGGAACCCCUAAACGAGUUAUAAUGGAUGCCGCUACGUCGUUCAAGAAUACAACUUUUCCAAAGUAUCUGGAAAAUUGGAAUAUCGAGCAUCAUUAUGUUACGCCAGACAUACACAGAGGAAAUGGACAGGUGGAACGCUAUAUGAGAACCAUUAGGAAUUUAUUGAGAAUUGAAACUCGAGUAAAGGCAGAAUGGCCGAGUGGUUUAUGGAAAAUCCAGCUUGUUCUUAACACAACUGUGCAGAAAUCAACUAAUUUGACUCCACUGCAAUUACUCCUGGGAAUCCAAAGUUCGACACCAUUGAUACAGGCGUUAUUGAAAAAUGUGUCAAAGGAUCUGUCUUCAAUAAGAAACCGAGAUUUGGAUAGACAGCGAGUAGCAGAAAAAUUGUCCUCGACACGUGAUCUGAACGAUGUUAAUAAGAGAAGAAGAGAUAACGUUCAGUACUCGCCUGGUGACUUUGUGCUGAUGCACCGUGAUUCUCAGAUGCACAUUAGUAAAAGCGAUUAUGAGUUUCUGGGUCCAUACGAGGUGGUGAACUGCCUGGAUAAUGGACGCUAUGAAAUUAAGAAGGUUGGCACGAACAUCGUGACGAAAGCAGCCAAGGAGCAGCUCAGACGGUGGCCUAUACAAUGGGCUUUGAAUGUUGACAUGAAUGAAGUAUUGGAUUUUCUGGAGUCAGAAAGUGACUCAGUUGAAAGAGAAGAUAGGUCUUCUGGAGAAAAAUGCGUCGAGAGCGUCGCAGUUGUCAGGAAGGCCGUGUAAGAAAUCGAAUACACGAAUAUGGUGAGCCGCUGCCGGUCAAAGGGGAUAAGCGCUGAGUAAACAUAAACGACAGCCGAGAUUUGAAGCUGUGGUACUCAGGCAAUUCGAUUUGAAGAUCCCUUCGUGCUCGGAUGUACAAGCCGCUCGAUAUUUCUUGUGUUUACGAAAAUAAAUGAUUAAGUUUGGAA
Messenger RNA from Coccinella septempunctata (seven-spotted ladybird), 1326 nucleotides. Its product is annotated as protein NYNRIN-like. The record is from RefSeq and is a predicted model, not a curated record. Bases 89 to 1138 code for a protein of 349 amino acids. NCBI's taxonomy places the organism in Eukaryota, Metazoa, Arthropoda, Insecta, Coleoptera, Coccinellidae. Gene Ontology annotation, biological process: DNA integration. The transcript is spliced from 2 exons. Gene Ontology annotation, molecular function: nucleic acid binding.